AUGAAGCUCUCCUAUAUCGUGGCCGGUCUGUCUGCUUUCUAUGGCGUUGAGGCAGCGACCGAGUCUACAAUUACCUGCAGUGCCUGCCCACCACCUUCAUCGACAAACGACAUCGUGACGCGCUCUGCAGUGGCUACACCAUCUUGCUCUGGUCCUUCGUUCACUAUUAUCCCUAAUAAGUCUGGGACGGGCUCUAGCGCCGUCGAACCCACGGGCAGUGGGGCUGCUACUCCAACCGGUGGUUUGCCUGUCGCCGCUGGCAAUAGAAAUGUUGUUGGUAUUGCAGGUGUUAUUGUUAUCGCAGCUGUGGGUCCCUAUUUAAUGUAG
Molecule: messenger RNA, 327 nt
Organism: Trichoderma gamsii
Lineage: Eukaryota; Fungi; Ascomycota; Sordariomycetes; Hypocreales; Hypocreaceae
Exons: 2
Coding region: 1-327 (108 amino acids)
Source: RefSeq, a predicted model, not a curated record